UUUGUCUCUGCUGGGGAAAAUUGCGGUGUUUGUUUAUACAAGGCGCUUGUGUGGGCCUUAUCUGCUCAGGCCACUCACACCGUGAUUUCAGCGCUUCAGCAUGUAGUUUACGGGCUAUUGUUCUGUCGAAUGGCUUCUAAAGAUAUGGCCGCCCACCUCAUUAUAACCAACUUGCAAGUUUUGAUUUUUAAAACACCCUAUCUGUCCUCCGCCCUGGCUGGCAUGGGUUUAUGCUUAGUCGACGCAGCCAAGCAUAGAAAAAGGUAAUGAUUUCCAUAGAUUUUUUUAAUGACUAAGUCAAUAGCCAAUUGAUAGGAAUACAGGCGUUUUGGUGUAGCCUAUUGUGUAAUCGCUAUUGACCUAAUUGGGGGAAAACAUUUUCUCAGUACAUUGGCUAGUUUUAUAUUGGCCUAAUUUAAAUAAAAUAAUUUGUAGAUCAAGUUGUAUUCCUAUAAAAUAUAUCUAUGAAUACACUAAAACUAUCCAUACAUUAUAUGAUCAUGAAUGGGUUGUCAAUUUAUCAUGGGAGUAAGAUAGCCAAUUGGGCAUGCAAUGUUAAUUAGAUUUUGGGCGCUCAAUUGACCAUUUUAUGAUACAUUUUUGUGAAUGAGUGUGUGUCUGGCUGCCAAAUCUGUGUUCGUGAGUCGUGGCUGACGUCACGGCCAGUUAAACAGCAGUUUUUUGGGACCGGGGAGUCACGAAGCAAGAGGACAAAUUCCUUUGCACCGGGGAGCAGGCACGCCCCUCAAAGCUCCGCUGCUUUAUAACGGGACUGGGCCGGGCAGAGGGAGACAACACAACUGUAACUCUGAACUCCAAGUGGAAGCAACUGUUCCCGUCAAAUACGUGCUGGGAUACCAUCCUGAAAUCCAACGAGAGAAACAUAGACACCAGAGACUCUAAAAUAAAAAGAUGGAGAUGUACCAAGCUGGAUAUUAUAUGGAAGACUUCAGGACACAGGAAGUCCCUGCUGGUUUGGACUUUGCAUCAUAUGACUACAGUGAUGAAGACCUGUCUUUUCUAUUAGACAGUAAAGGACCCGAGCAGCAACAGUAUCCAGAGAGUUCUGUAGAGCCGCAGAAGAAUCCACGUCCGUACCACAACAAAGUAACCUCCAGUGACUCUGUCCUGUUCAACCUGGAUUCAUACCCAGAGUUUAACUGUUGGGCAUCAUACCCAAGUGAUGGGCUGACUUUGGACCAGUCUCAAGCGGGGUUCCAGGAUUCCACCCAGACGUACCACAGCCUUGUGCCCCUGUGUUCCCCAGCCCAGAAUGGACAGUUCAGCCCGGGCUUGGAGGAUGCCAGCACCAGCAACUCCUUCCUCCCUGGAAAAGGAACGAGCCACAGCGGGUCCCCCAGCACUGUCAGCCUGGACCACCUCAGUGAAGCUGAACAAAGCUACACCCGUCACUCAGGUGAACAACUGUACGACUCAGAAGCACAGAAGACGUCACCCUCCUUCUGGCCAGACUACCCCUCUCCCAGCUACAGCGCAUCCCUGCUGCCCCCUCACCACCCUCCAUCUUGUUCCUCAACCCCUGGACCACAGCAGCCCUCAGAGCAAUACUGCCCCCGUGUGGCCAAACGCAAAAGUAUACACUCCCAAAGACCCGAGAGGGAAGGAGGACAAGUGAUGGGAAUGUCAGCUUAUCCAGGAUCAGGGCCCAUCCAAUUGUGGCAGUUCUUACUGGAGCUGCUUCUAGACUCCGCCUGCUGUACCUUCAUCUGCUGGACAGGAGACGGUUGGGAGUUCAAGAUGUCCGACCCAGCAGAGGUGGCCAAGCGCUGGGGCCAGUGUAAGAACAAGCCCAAGAUGAACUACGAGAAGCUGAGCCGUGGCCUGCGCUACUACUACCACAAGAACAUCAUCCACAAAACGACGGGCAAGCGCUACGUCUACCGCUUCGUCUUGGACGUGCAGGGGAUGCUGGGAAAGACGGCACAGGAGGUCCUGGCCAGCCUGAACAUUUUACCCACGGGGACAGAGUCCUCCUGGCAAGGCCAGGGGGCACCAGUAUCAUCACCAGUGUCCAGCGAAGCAUGGGCGUCGCAGUAGAAGGAGUGUACCAGCAGCACUGGUUCUCAUUGGUGCUAUUGUCUCUUGAUAGUGUUAUGGCUACAUCACUAGAAAUAUGCUAUGUAGAACAAGCAUGCCUCUUUGACAUGUAGAAAGGAAUAACAUCGGCUCUAUUCAUGGGAUUUCUUUCUGCAACAUUAGACAAUGUUUGGUGUAACACUUAUUACCAAGUGAUACAGUAGUAGCCAUAGCUGUGUGAAGUAGGCGUGUUGAGGUUGCUGCAGCACCCGCUGAAAAAUCUGAAUUAAAAAAAGUAAGUAGUAGCCUUCAAUUUGAUUUGGUUUUAGUGUAUGACUUACCUCCUAAUAACAUCAGCAGAAUAAGAGCUCAAUGAAACUGUAAGCCCAGCUGUCUCCAAUACUGAUGUUCUUUAUGGUAAUGACAUGGUUAGUGAUGAACAACCCCAAGUACUUCUUGCCCCCUCUAAAAUAAUGGGUGCAUGACACCCCUGAUUAGCACCCAUGCUGUUGAACAAUGUUUGACAUUAACUUUGACUGUGAGGAUCUGUCUAUUUUUAUACUCUUACAUAUCUACCUCUUUUAUUGAUGACAAAAUAAAGCUAAGAGGGACAAUGCUUGUUCUGUUGAAUAUAAAAUGUGUGAUUUACAUGAUUUAGGGAACAAUGUUUGUAAAUAAACUGUACAUAACUUGAAAAUACUA
Molecule: messenger RNA, 2739 nt
Organism: Salvelinus sp. IW2-2015
Lineage: Eukaryota; Metazoa; Chordata; Actinopteri; Salmoniformes; Salmonidae
Source: RefSeq, a predicted model, not a curated record